Molecule: messenger RNA, 1565 nt
Organism: Papaver somniferum (opium poppy)
Lineage: Eukaryota; Viridiplantae; Streptophyta; Magnoliopsida; Ranunculales; Papaveraceae
Product: anthocyanidin 3-O-glucosyltransferase 5-like
Exons: 3
Coding region: 873-1565 (230 amino acids)
Molecular function (GO): UDP-glycosyltransferase activity
Source: RefSeq, a predicted model, not a curated record
CAAGUAUACAAAACGAAGAACUUAACCAACCGCUCCAUGGAAAAUACCCAAGAUCCAAAAAAGAUUAACAAUAAUGUUCAAGAGCGUGAUCAUAUCCCUCACAUAGCUAUCCUUCCAUGUCCUGGAAUGGGUCAUCUCAUUCCUCAUCUUGAGUUAGCUAAACGUUUAUGCAAAUUUCAUGGCAUCCAAGUGACGUUUUUCGUAUACUUAACCGAAGCUUCUGCUGCUCAAUCUCAAUACCUUAUCGCGCAUCCUCUUCCCGAAUCUCUUCAUGUAUAUCACCUUCCGUCCAGAGACAUUUUCCCUUUGUAACAGAUUCUACUGAUAUUCAAACACAUAUCUGUAUAAUCAUUCGUGAAUCUCUUCCCGACGUCGAAUCCUACAUUGUUAACAGUCACCAUAAGGAGCACACCGGUAUUAAUAAUACGGGUGUCAGCCCCGUAAAUGUUCUCAUUGCGGAUUUUUUCGCUACGGACUGUUUUGAUAUCGCUGACAAAAUAGGCAUACCUAAAUACAUCUUCUUUUGCCCUGCAGCUGAUUUGCUCCCCUUCAUGAUAUAUUUUCCCAUACUUGAUAGCCAAGUGCAAGGUGAGUUCGUUGAUCUCAAAGACCCAAUACAAAUCCCUGGUUGUAAGCCGCUUCAUCUAAGAAACCUAGUGGAUCCGGUCAGAAAUCGCAAGACCGAUGGGUAAAACUGGUUCUUACACCACGCAAGCCGCUUUCAAUUAGCUGAUGGAAUUCUCUUAAACACGAGCCAAGAUCUUGAGCCUAAAACUGUUAAAGCAUUGCGAGAAGAUCCAACCCUACGACAACUAGGUACUCCACGGAGAUAUCCAGUUGGUCCACUUAUUAAGCCAUCAUCCGCAAAAGUAAUGAAAGAUGAACAUUCUUAUAUCACGACAUGGCUUAACCAGCAACCUAAGGAUUCAGUGAUUUUCGUAUCAUUCGGCAGCGGUGGGACAUUAUCAGCUGAACAGACGACAGAGUUAGCAUGGGGUUUAAAACUGAGUCAAAAACGGUUCAUAUGGGUCGUUCGAAAACCUGUAGAAGUGGACGUUUCAGCAUCAUUUUUCAGUGUGGGUAACGAAGAGAACAAUCCUGAUGAAUAUUUACCACGUGAGUAUCAAAACAGGAUCAAUGGAGUAGGCUUGGUGGUACCUACGUGGGCACCACAAACAGAAUUACUCGGUCACUCAGCAGUAGGUGGGUUUCUAAGUCACUGUGGUUGGAAUUCGACAUUAGAAAGUGUCUGGUUUGGUGUGCCCAUGAUAGCAUGGCCAUUAUACGCAGAACAACGGAGUAACACUGCAAUGCUUGAAGAAGAGAUUGGGGUUGCCGUGAGAGUUAAAAGUACUGAAAAUGGAGUCGUGGUUAAGGAAGAGAUUGAAAGAUUAGUUAGGUUGUCAAUGGAUAAUGAAGGAAAUGAAGACAUUGAUCAUAAGGGUUUUCGUUUGAGAAGUAGAGCUAAACAGCAUCAAAUAUUAAUGAGUGAAGCUAUAAAUGAAGGGGGGUCUUCUUACAAUUCACUCUCAGCGGUUGCUAAUGAAUGGAAGAAAAAGUAUUAG